Messenger RNA from Fulvia fulva, 1182 nucleotides. RefSeq names its product UDP-galactose transporter 1. Lineage: Eukaryota; Fungi; Ascomycota; Dothideomycetes; Mycosphaerellales; Mycosphaerellaceae. The transcript has a single exon. The record is from RefSeq and is a predicted model, not a curated record. Gene Ontology annotation, biological process: UDP-galactose transmembrane transport. The coding region runs from base 1 to 1182 and encodes 393 amino acids. Gene Ontology annotation, molecular function: UDP-galactose transmembrane transporter activity; UDP-glucose transmembrane transporter activity. Gene Ontology annotation, cellular component: Golgi membrane; endoplasmic reticulum membrane.
AUGGCCACCCAAAAUGGCUCCAUCCGCCAUCGACAACCAGACGGAAACCUCCCCAACCUCGCCAACGGCCCCACAAUAGCAGGCAAGAACGACGUAUCCCUCACAACCGACUCCAAAGCCAAAGACUCCGCGAACACAACCAACCUCUUCAUCUGCGUAGGCGGAAUCUACGCCUCCUUCCUCACCUGGGGCGUGCUCCAAGAACGCAUCACAACCACCAACUACGGCACCGAAACGUCCCGCGAAGUCUUCAAAUACCCCGUCGUCAUCAACACCGUCCAAUCGCUCUUCGCGGCAGCUCUGGGGUAUGUUUAUAUCCUCCUCACGCGGAAGCACGCCGCGGAUUUACCAAUUUACCCCUCGAAGAAGAUCUUGUGGCCGUUGUCGCUGGUGGCUGUGACGAGUUCGCUCGCGAGUCCGUUUGGGUAUGCGAGUUUGCAGCAUGUGGAUUAUAUCACUUUCAUCCUCGCGAAAUCGUGCAAACUGUUGCCGGUUAUGUUCUUACACGUUACGCUGUACCGGAAGAAGUAUCCCUUCUACAAGUACGCCGUGGUGGCACUCGUGACCGCCGGCGUGGCCGUCUUCACACUCCACUCCGGCUCCGGGUCGAAGAAGAAGGGGAACCAGAGCGGGAACAGUAUCUACGGUCUAGGACUCCUGGGCGUGAACCUCCUCUUCGACGGCCUCACGAACUCGACGCAGGAUGAUAUUUAUGCGUCGUUCAGACCCUAUACUGGACAACAGAUGAUGUGCGCCCUGAACAUCAUGUCGACAUUCCUCACAUCCACCUUCCUAUUAGUCUCCCCGUACCUAGUGCAAAGUGGCCUAGGAGCCCUAACCGGCAUCGACGUCAAGGGUGCCGGGGAACUACAGGAAGCGUUAAGCUUCGUGCAAAGGCACCCAGCUGUCGGUUGGGACAUUUUAGGGUUUGCAGCUUGUGGUGCGAUGGGGCAGGUGUUCAUCUUCAUGACCUUGUCGAUUUUUGGGAGUUUGUUGUUGGUGACGGUUACAGUCACGAGGAAGAUGUUGACGAUGAUUCUGUCGGUGGUGUGGUUUGGGCAUACGUUGAGUGCUAUGCAGUGGUUGGGAGUUGGUCUGGUGUUUGGUGGUGUGGGGGUGGAAGCACAGCUGUCGAAGAGGGAGAAGGAACGGAAGAUGAAGGAGAAGAAGGCCAAGGCAUGA